Molecule: messenger RNA, 476 nt
Organism: Hyaloscypha bicolor E
Lineage: Eukaryota; Fungi; Ascomycota; Leotiomycetes; Helotiales; Hyaloscyphaceae
Exons: 2
Coding region: 61-426 (121 amino acids)
Molecular function (GO): acetyltransferase activity
Source: RefSeq, a predicted model, not a curated record
CUUGCUUCCUCCUGAACCUCACGUCUUUCUAAUGUUCCAUGACUUAUCAAUCAUCCAGCCAUGGAAGCCAUGGAGAAAAUCGAUGACGCUGAGAAUGAAGCACGCAUGAAGAGAGGCGAGCUUUAUUAUGCCUUCACCCCCGCUUUGAUCGCCCAACGGGAGCGGUGUAAAAAGGCUUGCAAUAGGCUCAACCAAGAGACUGGAGAUGCCUCUCGAAGGAGGCGCCUUGAGCUUUGGAAGGAUAUCGCCAAUGACAAGUCUCCACACCCACCACAGGCAGCCACCCAAGAGGAAGACGACAUUCUACUCCAGGAUGUAUCAUACGUUGAGGGUCCUAUCAAGUGUGAUUAUGGCUACAACGUAAUGUACGACUCACUCCUCCCUGACCCUUGCUCCAGAGCUCCAUUUAAAUUGACUCUUUCAUAGACUCGGGAAAGGGGUUUUUGUCAACUACAACUGCACAUUUAUUGACACCU